This is a messenger RNA of Hypanus sabinus (Atlantic stingray), 2452 nucleotides long. RefSeq names its product unconventional SNARE in the ER 1 homolog (S. cerevisiae) (gene use1). Gene Ontology annotation, biological process: retrograde vesicle-mediated transport, Golgi to endoplasmic reticulum. Gene Ontology annotation, cellular component: endoplasmic reticulum; SNARE complex. The record is from RefSeq and is a predicted model, not a curated record. Gene Ontology annotation, molecular function: SNAP receptor activity. Bases 40 to 819 code for a protein of 259 amino acids. Lineage: Eukaryota; Metazoa; Chordata; Chondrichthyes; Myliobatiformes; Dasyatidae. The transcript has 8 exons.
AUGUUUUAAAGCUGCGACGCAGCUCUCACUGGCGCAAGUAUGGCCACCCCCAGGCUGGAGAAGAACUUCUUGCGGCUGCUGGUGAGAUGCGAGUCGAUGGCGGCGGAGAAGAGAGACGAGAAAGACUGGCGCUUCGAGAAGUAUGUUGAAGCUCUUCAAGAAAUGUUGACUGAAUUGAAGAAGCACAUGAGCAGUAAACCUGCUCCUGAAGUUAUAAAUGAAUAUAACCGCAAAGUGGAAUUCAUGAAAGGGCUUCUGGAGGCAGAGAAACUGCCUAACCCCUCUGAAAAGGCUCUGGCUAAUCAGUUUUUAGCCCCCGGGCGGACUUCGACAACUGGGAAAGAGCGGGUAUCUGCCACCAAGACCGUCCACCUACAGACGAAAGCCAGGUACACGGGAGAGAUGAGGAGCGAACUCCUUGGUGAGCCAUUGCUCUGUGCUGACGGUUCAGGUGACGCGGAACUGAGGAAGCGAAGUGGAAUGGGAGAUGAGAAACAGUCGGCCUCUGAAAUGGAUACCCUUCUCCACCAUCACCACAAUGUGCAGGAGCGCCUUGCGGAGGAGAUGCUGAACCUGGCCCGGAACUUGAAGAACAACACCCUGGCCGCGCAGAACGUCAUCAAGAAGGACAACCAGACGCUGACUAUGUCCUUGCGAAUGGCGGAUCAGAACUUCGAGAAGCUGAAGGUGGAAUCUGAGCGGCUGGAGCAACACGCAAAGAAAUCUGUCAACUGGCUGCUGUGGCUGAUGCUGGUCGUGGUCUGUUUCAUCUUCAUCAGUAUGAUCCUUUUCAUUCGCAUCUUCCCCAAGCUCAGGUGAUCAGGGUGCUGCCGUUUCUCCUCUGGGUCGUAGACCAUGGGGGCUGGAGUCAAACUGGCUCAGUCCUCCCUCCUUCUGGAAAAACAAAGACUUGCUCAUUUCACUGACUUUGCAGAAUCCAAGUGCGACCCGGUCUUCCCUGCAACCUUCAUCACGUGCUCCGAGAGGAUCUUAAUCCAAGAGUAAUAAAUUAUUGAGAGGUGUUGACAUGUUUGCGGGCUCCUGAACCACAAGCUGCUUCCCAUGCCUUGUGUCUAUGCACGGGCCGAAAAACCACUAAAACACUUUUUGAAACUGCAGCAGCAAUUUGAGGUGCAGUGUUUUGAUUUGAUGAUCUGUUUUAUGGCUUAUCACUAUCAGCUGAUGUUUAGAAACAUAGAGACAUAGAAAAUAGGUGCAGGAGUAGGCCAUUCGGCCCUUCGAGCCUGCACCACCAUUCAGUAUGAUCAUGGCUGAUCAUCCAACUCAGAACCCUAUACCUGCUUUCCUUCCAUACCCCAUGUGAUUUUUUUCACAAAAUAGAGACCCUGGUACCAUAGAAGCCAUAUUGAGUGAGGUGUCAGGCAGAGUCAUGGAAGAAGAUUCCAGGAAAUUGUAGAUGGGCUUCCACUCUGAACGGAGGCUGAGAUGGCAGGAGGAAGGGGAAUGGAUUGAGGGACUUCUGGAGCUUGGAGCCCAUGCAACUGGAAUUAAUAUUGCCACAGAGACGGGGUGGUGUGUACAAUCUCUAGGAUUUAGGGGACUGGAGAAGGUUUGACGUGAAGCUUCUCUGUGGAGCUGAAGGUUAGUAUUUUUCAUGAGGGGUGAGGAGGUGGUCUGGAGGAUCUUCCAGCAUGAUACAGGAUCGUGUGCAGGACAACCUCGGGUUUGUACUUCAGAAGCCACCUAGUUCAUUAAUGGGAGGACCCGGGAUCUGUUGCAGUUGGUGAAAUUAAGUGAUGGAGCAAGGUACUGGAUCCAGUGACCCGGAAAGUCAUUUGUCAUUGUCUCACAGCAUGGAAACCGCCAUUCAGCCCAUCGGGUUCAUACUGAGCCAUGGGCACCCACCUGUAUUAAUCCCAUCUUCCAGCAUUUCUCCCAUAGUCGUAUAUGCCUAGGUGAUUUACAUCUAGGCAUCUCUCAAAUACUGUUCUCUGAAUUUCCAAUUUUCAUUGAGUAAAACAUUUUUAGUUUGUAAAUUCCAUCUGGAUAUAAGUAUAAUCUUUGAAUAUUAUCGUUUAAAUGUCCUAAAUAUUGCAGAUUCAGUUGUCAAUAACUCCAUACUCGCCUGAUGAUGAAGUUAUCAAUGAUGUUUUACUUUGCUAUGUGAUGAACUGAAGCUGAGGCUGUGGGUCUGCUCCAGGCUUCGUGUUUGAGGACUCGCGUUCUAAAUACGAUUUGCUUACUUUCAUUAUUUGCACAGUUUGUGUUUUCCCUCUGCACAUUGGGUGUUUGUCAGUCUUUUUUAAAAUGGGUUCUUUUGGGUUUCUUGUUUUGUGGCUGCCUGUAGGUAGAUGAAUCUUGUAUAAUGUAUACAUACUUAGAUAAUAAAUGCGCUUUGAAACUAUGACGUAGUGCUGAUAAUGUGCAAAACUGAUGCGUUAAAGAAUUGAAUCCUCAUUUGCUAAUAAACUUAAUUAUGCAAUGUUAAGAA